This is a messenger RNA of Dovyalis caffra, 855 nucleotides long. The record is from the annotation of a GenBank genome assembly. NCBI's taxonomy places the organism in Eukaryota, Viridiplantae, Streptophyta, Magnoliopsida, Malpighiales, Salicaceae.
AUGGCACAACAAUAUGGUUUUGAUUAUGAACUUAUCACCUAUAAAUGGCCAACAUGGCUGCAUAAGCAGACAGAAAAGCAGCGAAUUAUUUGGGCGUAUAAGAUUUUGUUCCUUGAUGUUAUCUUUCCUCUUUCUUUAGAGAAGGUUAUAUUUGUUGAUGCUGAUCAGGUUGUGCGAGCAGACAUGGGAGAACUGUAUGACAUGGACAUAAAAGGAAGACCUCUUGCAUAUACACCAUUCUGUGAUAACAACAAGGAUAUGGACGGAUAUCGAUUUUGGAGACAAGGAUUCUGGAAAGAACAUUUGCGGGGAAGACCAUACCAUAUCAGUGCUUUGUAUGUUGUCGAUCUGGUUAAAUUUCGAGAAACUGCCGCAGGAGAUAAUCUAAGGGUUAUUUAUGAAACACUGAGCAAGGAUCCAAAUAGUCUAGCCAAUCUGGAUCAGCAUGCAGGGCUUACAUGCAGUAUAUGUGUUAUAGUAAGGUUUGACUCAGCUGUAUAUACCUAUUACGAUAUAAAGGAUCUUCCAAACUAUGCUCAGCAUAUGGUGCCCAUCUUCUCCUUGCCUCAAGAAUGGUUGUGGUGCGAAUCAUGGUGUGGUAAUGCCACAAAAUCUAGAGCAAAAACUAUUGAUCUUUGCAACAAUCCUAUGACAAAGGAGCCUAAGCUUCAGGGUGCAAAAAGAAUCGUAUCAGAAUGGGUGAAUCUCGACUCUGAGGCGAGACACCUAACUGCAAAAAUCUUAGGCGAUGAAGUAAAUCCUCAAGAAUCUGUUGUGUCCCCCAACCAAUCACCGGACUCUGGGACUGAUAAUUCGGUGGAGGAAGAAGACGCUGAAUCUAAGUCUGAAUUAUAA